GGGAGCGUGCGAGGGUGGCGGGUUCCCGGGGCGGGCGCAGCUCUGGGGGAGACGGGUUCGAGCCGAGCGCCUGCCAUUGGUGGAGCUUCUCUCGCGCGCUGCUGCACAAAGUGUGAGGCUGGAAAAAGUGACCGUGGGUUCGCGGCUCGGCGCAAAAAAUGUGUGUGCGGCGCAGCUGGGCUUGGUAGAGGGACGCGUACACACACACACACACACGCGGAUGGUCGCGUCCCUGGAGGGGGUGUCUGCUGCCGCCCCUGGCUUCCUGAGCUGCUGAACUCUGGACCGCUAAACCCGACCGUCCUGCUGCCAUCAUCAUGAGGAGGACUGGACCGGUCAUAGAUGAGAUCAUGCAGCAGGAAGUGCGCCCCCUGCUGGCGGUGGACGUCAUCGAGCAGCUGCACCGCCAAUUCGCCCUGCUCUCCGGUGGACGGGGAAGAGACGGCGCCCCCAUCAUCACCAUGCCGGAGUACUUGGGCUUCAACGACCUUUCGGAGGAAGACUUCCUCAAUGUCAUCACCUAUCUCACAAGCGUCCCCAGCCAAGAGGCCGCCAGCAUCGGUUUCAUCAUCAUCAUGGACCGACGGCGAGACAAGUGGGCUGCUGUGAAGUCCACCCUUGCCAGGAUCGCGGGGGCAUUCCCAGGAAACCUGCAGCUGGUCCUGGUGCUGCGGCCCACUCGCUUCCUCCAACGGACCAUCACGGACAUUGGUAUCCGGCUGCAUCGUGACGACUUCAAAAUGAAGGUGGUCAUGCUGAGCUCCCUGUCCGACCUCCACAGCUACGUUGAUGCAGCGCAGUUGACAAGUGACCUCGGGGGCAGCCUGGAGUACUGCCACAGCCAGUGGAUCCACCAUCGCACCGCAAUUGAAAGCUUCGCUGUCACUGUGAAGACCACGGCGCAGACCCUGCACAGGUUCGGCGCCGACCUUGCCGAAACGGAGCUGCCUGGCGACGUGCAGUCCGCCAGGGAGCUGCUAAGCGACCACACGGAGAAACACGACACACUCCAGGAAGAGCUAAAACUGGCUGUGAAACAGGGAACCACUCUGCUUUCUUGCAUUAAGGAGCAGGUAAACAGAAACACUGGCAGCCACCUCAGUCCCGAUGAAGAAGACAAUGCAACAGUUGUGGAGAGGUUGGUGGCGCAGUUGGACGAGACGGAGAGCUCCUUCGAGCAGUUCUGGUCUAAACACCACCUGAGUUUGGAGCAGUGUUUGCAGUUGCGGCACUUUGAGCAGGACUUUCAAGAAGUCACGGGGACCCUGGGCUGCCUAGCAGAGGAGCUGGUGGCCAUACUGGAUUUUGGGGACUCCGUUGAGGGAGUGGAGCAGCUGCUGAAAGACCUGAAGGACUUGGAGGAAAAAGCUCAGGAACCUUUGGAAAUGACUCGGAGACAGGCGUCACACGGCGACCAGCUUAUCCAAAGCAAUCAUUAUGCCGCCGAUGCUAUCCAGUCCAUGUGCGCGGAGCUACGGCACGUCUGUGAUGACUUUGUCAGCAAGACUGAAAGGAAGCGUCAUGCACUAGAAAAGUCCUAUCAGAUCCAUGAAAAAUUAGACAAGAUGAACAAGUGGUGUGAGUCAGGUGUGUACCUGCUAGCUGCACAGGCCGUGGAUAGGUGCCACACACAAGAGGGGGCCGAAUCAGCCCUACGUGACGUCCAGGCAUUUCUGGAGGUUGCCGAGCAGCAGCAGCUGGCCGACCCCAAAGAUCUGGUCACUGGGUGCACAAUUGCUCUUCCACCUAAUGUUGAGGCUAAAGUUCAGGAGGCAUUGGAUCGCCUGGAGGAGGUGCAGAAGAUGUUUGAGAAGAGGCAGGCCAGUCUGACGCGGCUGUCAACCAAGCAUACCAGGCCGGUUCAACCCGUGGCCCCCCACCCAGAGUCCUCUCCCAAACACUCCACAUCCAUAACACAAAGGUCUGCAAGUCCAGCACCACACCGUUGGACCUCUGAGGGCCCUAGUGUUUCAAGACCACCCAGUGAUGCUGACCCCGCGAAGAGGAGAAACAUCCGCCGGCAAAAGGGCAGUAUAAAGAUCGAAGUCAUGCAUGAAGCUAGCCAGGGGGGCUCAAGCCACAUGCUGGCAGCAAAUGAAACAGACGAAAGUUUGUUUGAUCGCAGGAGGCACAUCAUGAACGAGCUGAUCGAGACGGAGCGCCUGUACGUCGAGGAGCUGCGCAGUAUCAUGCAGGGCUACGUCGCCGAGCUCGAGAGAAACGAGUUCUCGCACCUGGUGCCGGCAGCUCUGGAGCACAAAAAGGAGGUGCUUUUCGGCAAUCUCUUCGAAAUCUACGAAUUCCACAACAGGACCUUCCGGAAAGAGCUGGAAAAUUGCAUUGAAAAUCCAGAGCUGGUUGCUGGGUGCUUCUUGAAAAGGAAAGAAGACCUGAAGAUGUACGAGAAGUACUGCCAGAACAAGCCGCGGUCGGAAGCCCUGUGGAGGCAGUGUGGAGAGUGCGCGUUCUUCCAGGAAUGCCAGAAGAAACUGGACCACAAGCUCUCCCUGGAUGCCUACUUACUGAAGCCAGUGCAGAGGAUCACUAAGUACCAGCUAAUUCUGAAGGAGAUGCUUAAGUGCAGCAACAACUCAGAGGACACAGCAGAGCUGGAGGAGGCCUUGACCACUAUGCUCGACAUCAUCAAGUCCGUCAAUGACUCCAUGCACCAGAUCGCCAUCACAGGAUUUGCAGGGGACCUGAAGAACCUAGGCAAGUUGCUGAUGCAGGGCUCCUUCAAUGUUUGGACGGAACACAAGAAGGGUCACAGCAAGGUGAAGGACCUGGCCCGCUUCAAGCCCAUGCAGAGACACCUGUUCCUCUACAAUUCCAUCCUGCUCUUCUGCAAGCGCCGCGAGGAGGUGUCCGAGGGCCACGAGAAGACCCCCUCAUACAGCUUCAAGCACUCGUUACAGAUGAGUGAAGUUGGCAUCACAGAGAACGUGAAAGGUGACAACAGGAAGUUUGAGGUGUGGUACAAUGGAAGAGAGGAGGUCUACAUCAUUCAGGCCCCCUCGGCCGACGUGAAGAACAUGUGGGUGUCGGAGAUGAGGAAAGUGUUGACGGAGCAGCUGGAGGCGUGCAGAGAGGCGAGACAGCUGCAUCAAAGGGCAGCGGACCCCAUACCGCAUCCAGCCGGGAGCACGUCCGCCGCCAGGACCGUGAGGAAGGUGGCGCUGCGUCAGUCCAACUCCUCGAGCCCCGAGGUGGGAAUCAGGUGGAGGAGCUGCAGUCCUGGCGGCGGCCAGCAGGGGGAGGCACUGCGACGCCGGCACACCCAGACAGGUCCUGAGGCUGGUUACCCUAAAAGCACGAGGCAUCACGUUAAGAGCGACCCCACUCCGUUGGGGUGUAAAGGGUGGGCCCAGCGGCGCGUGGACGCGGAGGACUUUGAACGCAUCCCGUCCAGCGCCGAGGAGCUCUCCGUCUCCUCCGAGGAUGAGGCAAACGGCAGAAACGAAGACCGUUUUCGGGUGCGGCUGACGCAGGACGCGGAGACCGCCCAAGACCUGCCUCUCGGGGUCGGAGAUGUGGUGCAAUUCCUGGAGGAAACGGAGAAUGGCCAGUGGCUAGUGAAGAACCUCGUUACUCAGAAGAUGGGUUUGGUUCCUCCCAGACUCCUGCGGACAGCGGGAGGCGCUCACGUUUACAGUGACACUGAUAUCUUCAGCGAUCUGUGCAGUGCUGCUCUGAUGGACACCGAGGAGAAGGACGAUGACUAGGAUGGGGGACGGCAGGUGGCAGAGAACCAGGCUGACUCAUCGUACCCGGGACGUUAUUCCCGUCUCUGUGUGGUUUCCGUGCAAGACGGUUGGUCAGUUUUGCUUGCCUCUCCAUAAAGCCUAUCUGCUCUGUGGCCUGGACCACCUCUGUGCUGCUGUGGGGCUAAAAGAGAACAAAUUGUAGACCCAACGAGGGUUCAUUGAUGCCUACAGACUCCAGAAGAUACCGACUCCUUUGGUGCCUCCUUUACCGCCAUUAAUGCCUCUGCUAACGUACAAAUACCACUCUUGACUGGGAGGAUUAUGAGUCCAUCUCACCCAGCUGGCAUUAGCAAUAGCACCUUCUCAUCCUUUGGUGGAGCUCAAGAGAUCACUCCGAGGUGGAAUAUGAGCAGUGAACGUGGUGGGAUUCGGGAUUUUUUGGGGUCCAACUGCGUAAACAAAAAGAAGGAGCGGUGAGGCCGGUACUCAAAGAUUCGCUGUCAGGCGAACGUGGUUUUUUUGGCUCAGCUCCACAAAAUAGUCCAUACUGUCCUGCUGAAUCUCCAACUGGACUCCUGAACAGCUGCAAAUCUCAGCCGCAUGAUGGCGGGAAUUUUGGUUUCGGUGAAAUAAGACGUGUGGUUUUAAUCACAACAAAUCAAGCCAGUUCAGAAUUCACCAGGAUUUGUUUCUAGUGUGAGAAAUGAUUUUCCUGUCUACGUGCACAGUAGUUGUGUGUCCUGAUCCCAGUCGUGUUGUACUCUUGGGUUUGACAGGACUGCUGGUCGCACCUUCUCGCCAGGAAUAGUCAGAUUACUUUCUGUCCUGCUUCUGCAAAAAUAAUAAAGCACAUUUUGAGGUGUCCAGCGGCGAGAUGCUUUUCCAUCGCUUCUUUCAUCAGUAGUUUCAUCAGCAUUUUAAGAACUGAUGUAAGUGGAGAAAUCCUCAGCGGCGACAUCGUUCUUCCGU
Scleropages formosus (Asian bonytongue) is the source of this 4673-nucleotide messenger RNA. Its product is annotated as guanine nucleotide exchange factor DBS-like. Gene Ontology annotation, cellular component: cytoplasm. The record is from RefSeq and is a predicted model, not a curated record. Gene Ontology annotation, biological process: intracellular signal transduction. NCBI's taxonomy places the organism in Eukaryota, Metazoa, Chordata, Actinopteri, Osteoglossiformes, Osteoglossidae. The transcript is spliced from 31 exons. Bases 318 to 3722 code for a protein of 1134 amino acids. Gene Ontology annotation, molecular function: protein binding; guanyl-nucleotide exchange factor activity.